AUGUGCCAUGCAUUCUGGAUAACACUGUAUCACAUGACGACCAUUCAACAGCAAUUGUGGACACUUUUACUGGUCAGUAUGUUCACCGGACCCAGACUUAGUCCGCGGGUUAGUGAAGCCUUGAAGACUUCAGGUCUAGUGGCACCCGGAUUACAAAAUGCCGGGCAACCUAUCCCAUAUCGUGUCACUAUGCCCACAGUUUAUGUGUUAGAAAAUGCCACAAUUGGGAGUGUAAUUGUACAGGAUAUUCGCACACAUUUGGGUUUACCUACAAACAGUUUGGUCAAACUUGGUCCCGGUUCUCUGACCCAAUUCUUCCGUCUGGACAGUGAUUCUGGUCGUCUGGUCACUGUGGCCUCCUUGGAUUUAGAAGCCCCUGAAAUUUGCCAAGCGGAGAAGUCAUGCUGUCGACAAGAGCAGGCAAACAAUGGACAACAGUUUCCAUCUGGUAAAAUUUCCUACGCAGAUCCAUCGUUGAAUCUGAAUGCAUUGAGUGCGAUUGACGCUGGUCGUGAUUUUCCCACAGGUGAUACAUGUCGAAUGAUGGCAUUUAUCCUAUCUCAAACUGGGUCAGAAAAUCAACUUACCCCAAUCACACGUUUGUAUGUGACAAUAGUCGACCUGAACGAUAACGCGCCAGUAUUCCGCGCAGUGGAUGAUGUGGCACGGACUCCGCCCGAUGGAAAGGGACCGUAUAGCACAAACACUCAUCUUGGUGAGAUCCCCGUACUAAAAUUGGCUUUUUCCGAAGGGUCAGCCGGCUUGCACAUCCGACACGAUUUACCCACUGCGUAUGAUGCAGAUUUUGCCCUGGCCAAUCGUGUCAAACGAUACUGGUUAGAGUGGAACAGAGACAAAGACAAGCUGGCUCUGGAUUCGCACGAGAGCACUACAUUGUUGGGCGCCAUUCCAAACGUGCUGAAUGUGGACGAUCAGAACGGACUAACUUGGGCCAAUCUGGGUCCGUUCCGUUUGAUCUAUUUGGAGCCGGGUAGAAGUAUCGCUCUAGAGUUGGACACCGAACUGGAUCGGGAACAAAAAGAUUCCUAUCAGUUGCGCCUGGUGGCCGAGGACGGAGGUGGAUUACGUGGUCAAAUUCGAAUAGAUGUGGAUGUAUUGGAUGUGAAUGAAUACACCCCGGUAUUUGCAGAUGAGCCGCCGACGAAAGAACAACUAUUGCAAAUAAAACCUCGUGCGAUCUAUCGAAAGCGUUACAGUGUAAAAGAAUCUCUGACUACCGGGAGUGAAUUAGGUCAGUUACGUGCGUACGAUGCUGAUCAAUCUCCCGGAAGUGGGAUAACCUAUCGCUUGGGUCCAGGCAACCCACCCGGAGAAGUGGUCAACACAUUCCAGAUUCAUCCGAGAACCGGGCUGUUGAAACUCAUUGGAACAUUGGACUAUGAGGCCACGCAACAUUAUCGAUUGACUGUGAUCGCUCAAGAUGGUCCAACUUCGGAGGUCAGUCAGCCGGGCUCGCGGAAUACCUCACCACGAACACAUUCGGGGACGUAUCGAUCGGCGACAGCAAUUGUAGAAAUCAGUGUGAUUGACGUGAAUGAUAAUGCCCCGGUCAUACGAUUCGAAAAAGAGGAUAAUCUGUCCCCAAACACAUCCGGCGGUACAGCAGCCACGGCAACUGUAGUUUCCGGUACAGUAUCUACGGAUGGUUCUAAAAAACCCUAUGAAGUAUGGAUCAAAGAGGAUUUACCCAAAGGUUCCCCUGUGACUUUCUUCAGUGUUACUGAUCGUGACCUCGCCGAUAACGGUCGGGUCACGUGUAGCCUAAUGAACUGGACCGAACGAUUCAGACUACGUGAAUUCACCGGGCUAUAUGGGUUGGAAACCCUGGACACGUUUGAUCGAGAACAGGUGGAUUUUUAUUACAUCACAAUUCGUUGUCAUGACCACGGUGUACCCGUGCUUCAAACAGAUCGUGCUUUAUUGAUUCACGUAGAGGAUGUGAAUGACUUGCCUCCAGUGUUCGAAUUACCUGUUUAUCAGUUUCAUGUACAGGAAAACAGUCCACCAGGGACCGCGUUGAAACCAGUCAGUGCAAAUUUCCCCACUCAUGUCACUGCAACCGAUCCAGAUUUAAAUAGUACAAUUAAAUAUUCAUUGGAACCACGUGUAAGCAGUUCCAAAAACAUUGGUACGUCACGUCCCGAAGUCACCGGUCCCCGCCACGACGUGUCAGGUGCAAUUGAUCAUCAACUGUUUCACAUUGAUCCCGUGAGCGGAUUGAUUACGACACAGGGUGAAUUGGAUCGUGAGGAACGGGCCAGACUUGGGUUUCAAGUGUGCGCGGAUGAUGGAAAACACGUGACCUGUACAGAUGUCAUCGUGUUGUUGGACGAUGUGAAUGACAAUCGACCUCAGUUUGAUAGAGACACAUAUGUGCUUCGGGUGGAAGAGAAUCAGCUAUCGCAUAAACCGAUUCUGGUAUUUCGGGUUACUGAUGCGGAUGCAGGAAAUCAUGGAUUUGUGUAUGACUUCUACGAAGACCCAGUGCCCACACUGGAGCCAAAACGGAACCCAAUAUCACGUAACCAGACGACAGCAACACACGAAUGGGAACAGUUCGAACCAGGAAGCGUGCGGUAUCAUUUUGCGUUACGUGAGAAUACGUUGUAUGUGCGACGACCGUUAGAUCGUGAAUUUCGAUCAAACUAUCAUUUCUUCGUGACUGUGACCGAUUCGCAAGAAAUGUCAAAAAUUCACUCAGAUAAUUCUAUUACACGUCAGGUGUAUACGGCAAAUUUGACCAGUAAAGCAGAGAUCUUUAUUGAUGUUGGAGAUGUUAAUGAUAAUGCACCCGUAUUUAUUUUCCCGAACUCAACCGGACCAUCUGAGGUCGAUCAGCUGUUCUACUUGGAUGCUCAAUCUGGAGAGCUUUUUGUGAAUACAGGUCAGUUAGCUGAAAAAUGCGGUGAAAGCCUGAUCAUGGUGGUCUCGGUGGAUGACCAGGGACCACCCGAAAGUAAACAAUCCAGACCGGCUCCGGUCGAACGCAUGCUGAUCAAAAUUGAAGAUAAACCAACCCUGGCUGAAUUGAUAGCAGCAGAGGCACGACAUCAGUGGCGCAUACAAGGAGAAACAAAUGCAGACGGGCGGCUUGUGAAACAUACAGAUGGGUCUGCUGAUGGCACGUUGGUCUACGGAGCACUGUCUACCCGCACGAUUCUCAGUGUCGUCUUGGGUGGUUCCACUGUAUUUCUAAUUGGUUUAUUGAUUGUGUGGAUGAUACUAUUACUGUACAAUCGAUCCAGAAGGCGUAAACAUGUGCGCGUCCCGGAUGCUCGACGAUUUUCCAACAAACCACGUAACGAUCCGGGAUCCCCGCAGUCUGCGUUGUCUGGUGAGGCACCAGACAAAGGUGUACUGUUUGGUACUUUGAAUUCGAACAAAGCGGAAAAUCAGUACUGUGAACAGUUUGUUCGAAACGUGGUACAAGGCGGUGAUAAUAAACCCGGAGCGCUUAACGUAAAACGUCAGACCGGCCACUUUCAGAAAGCUGUUCGUGACAUGAUCAGACAGGCUGAGUUUGUGAUGAUAGAUUGCACCACGGCAUCUGACAGAUGGUUGUCUGACCGGGUGAUCGUUCGAAAGGAGGGACGGAGUCUGGCACUUCAUCUUUUUCUUCCAGCCAGAACACUUCGUAUGGAAGAAGAUGAUACCACGUUCCCUGGUUGA
Messenger RNA from Echinostoma caproni, 3690 nucleotides. The record is from the annotation of a GenBank genome assembly. Lineage: Eukaryota; Metazoa; Platyhelminthes; Trematoda; Plagiorchiida; Echinostomatidae.